Molecule: messenger RNA, 927 nt
Organism: Kwoniella botswanensis
Lineage: Eukaryota; Fungi; Basidiomycota; Tremellomycetes; Tremellales; Cryptococcaceae
Exons: 6
Coding region: 1-927 (308 amino acids)
Cellular component (GO): mitochondrion; cytoplasm
Source: RefSeq, a predicted model, not a curated record
AUGGACACCUCGAAUACUGUAGUAUGCUCUCAGCACCGACAUCGAAAGGAGCACAGGUCUGAAGAAGAAACCUGGUACCCUUAUGCAUCACCACUGGAAAAUAUCACAUCCCUCUUCUCUUCUUCCUCUUCCGCAUCUUCCUCAUCAAGCACCAAAACCUCCAUCAAUGAUUGGAUACCUAAAGAUCCCGUUGUAGUAGGUAUAAUUUCAGCAGCAGGAGCGACAUGCCUUACACUAGGUUCGAUAGCUGGAUAUAGGAGGUAUUGGAGGAGGGUACGGAAUGCCAACAGUGUGACUACAGGGAUGUUGGAUCGAAAAACUUGGAUAAGAGGUGUUGUGACAAGUGUAGGCGAUGGUGAUAAUUUACGAUUGUAUCAUACACCCGGACCUUUCUUCAGAUAUCCUUUCAAGAUCCGUUCUAUUCCCAGUACCACUAAAGAACUGAAAGACGAGACGAUCCAUAUUCGAAUAGCAGGGGUGGACGCACCCGAGAACGCCCAUUUCGGACAACCCGCUCAGCCUCAUGCUAAAGAAUCGCUGGAGUGGUUGAGAGGCACCAUACUGGGCAAGAGGAUGAGGUGUCAGCUACUAGCCAAGGACCAGUAUAAUAGGAUUGUCGCCGUCCCAUAUAUAAAUCGCCUGUUAUGGUUCGACAAACCCCUACCCAUCCUGAUGCUGAAAGAAGGUAUGGCAGUAGUGUACGAAGCUGGUGGAGCAGAGUAUGGACCGUGGGGAAUAGAUAAAAUGAAAUCGAUUGAAGCUCAGGCAAGAUCAUCGAAAAAGGGUCUAUGGUCAUUGAAAAGAUUCGAACAUCCCAGCGACUUCAAAGCUCGUAUGAAGAGACCUGACGAAGUCAGAGUACCAUCGACGGGUAAAGCAAAAUCUAGGAGUCUAUUGGGGAGGAUAUGGGGAUGGAUUAGAGGUUGA